AUGGCGCUCAACCUAGCCAGAUCAGUGCUUCAACGACGCACGACCAUCUCUCUACCACCGACGCGGCUAUUGGCCACCGUCACAUCGCCUCAAAAGCGGGUCAACAUCGUCGAGGUCGGCGCUCGCGACGGCCUCCAGAACGAGCAGCAACCGGUGUCCAUAGACACGCGAGUCGAGCUCAUCAGCCGAUUGGUCCACUCAGGUUUGAAGACGAUCGAAGGCGGCGCCUUUGUAUCGCCCAAAUGGGUUCCUCAGAUGAAAGAUAGCCAUCUCGUGCUUGAGCAGCUCCCUCGUCAGCCUCAACUACGCUACCCUGUCCUCACGCCCAACCUCAAAGCGCUCGAAAACUUUGUGCAGACGAACAGUCAGUCAUCCACCGAUGAGAUCUGCAUCUUCCUUGCCGUCUCGAAUGGCUUCAAUAGGGCCAACAUCAAUCGCACGACCCCUCAAGCAAUCGAUGACGCCGCUCAAGUUACUCAAAGAGGUCUCGAGCUCGGUUUGAGAGUACGAGGUUACCUCUCGACUGCUGUGGGGUGCCCCUUCGAGGGUGUCAUUGCCCCAGAAGCGACCCGAGCACUCGCUAAACAGAUUGACGCCAUGGGUUGCUACCAAGUCGUAUUGUCAGAUACAAUAGGCGUCGGGACGCCGCUCUCAUUCGACGCCAUGUUCGAAGCCGUCCUGAAAGAUGUGCCGGUCGAGAAGCUCGCUGUGCACUGUCACGACACCUAUGGAACGGCCAUUGCCAAUAUUGUUACCUCUCUUGACCAUGGCGUGAGAACGAUCGAUAGCUCUGUGGCAGGCCUCGGUGGAUGUCCAUAUGCGCCGGGCGCAACUGGCAAUGUUGCGACAGAGGAUGUGCUCUUUCUGUUGGAAGGCAUGGGCUACCAGACUGGCGUCAAUUUGCAAUCAGUAGCAGAAACAGGCGCUUGGAUCAGUCAGAAGCUCGGCCGACGAGCCACCUCAGCAGCUGGUCUGCUGCCAUUGGAAAUCUGCGACGGCUCAGCCGAAACCUUGGUUGUCCGGGCUUCACGUGCUGCGACAACCAAUCUGAAGUCAUAUCGACGGCCUCGCUUGCAGAAUUGUGUUUGCAUCGCUUUCAUCGUUCAUUUCAGCCACGUCAAAGCCUCUGAGCAGUAUUGUAGCUCUUCAAGAAUGCUCGGACGACAAAGCAAGCCGCUUGUCACGCUGGUCGUGGCCCUUGCUGCCCUCAUCUCCCAAGCUCUGGCAAGCCCUGGCGUCGCGGCGAUGGCGCUACAGCUCAUGACUCGCUACAGAUGGUCAAUGCUGUCACAUGUGGCCAACUUCCAAAAGAUGAAUGCGGAUUCGCGCCGAAGCUCUGCGGAUGGAACGCAGCCUUGGGCUGCUUUCAGCUUCCAUGCGCCCCCAAUUGCAGCUCGUAGCGAUGUCAAAGACCCAAUGCAACGAUAG
Messenger RNA from Mixia osmundae IAM 14324, 1428 nucleotides. RefSeq lists its product as uncharacterized. Gene Ontology annotation, molecular function: hydroxymethylglutaryl-CoA lyase activity. Lineage: Eukaryota; Fungi; Basidiomycota; Mixiomycetes; Mixiales; Mixiaceae. Gene Ontology annotation, biological process: L-leucine catabolic process; ketone body biosynthetic process. The record is from RefSeq and is a predicted model, not a curated record. Bases 1 to 1428 code for a protein of 475 amino acids. The transcript has 4 exons.